Caenorhabditis angaria is the source of this 3750-nucleotide messenger RNA. The record is from the annotation of a GenBank genome assembly. Lineage: Eukaryota; Metazoa; Nematoda; Chromadorea; Rhabditida; Rhabditidae.
AUGAUAAGAAGAGAUAAUAUACACAAACCGGACUCGAUUGUAAGUUUUAAAAAAUAUUUUUUAUUUAUCCUACUUCAUUAACAUAGAAAAAAAUCAAUAUUUUCCAGAAUACGGGAUUCAAUAGAUCGGUUGAUAAUGGAGUUCAUCAUCAAACAUUAGAACGAAAAAGAAGGAGAAGUCCUGAAGCAUUAAAUGGUAUUUCUUCACCAUCCAUAGAUUCACCACUUCUUCUUUCACCAUCAACAAGUUCUAAAUGUCAUACUCCUUCAAUAUGUCCUCCUCCACCUCCACCACCAAAAAGAAUGGAUGAAGUGAUACCACAUCGACCAAGAGGUCCAAAAACACCUCCAUUACCGAUUGAGGAGACGAUGCCUACAAUUACACCAAUUCCCCCACCGCCGCCAAGAAAACAUGAUCCAUAUAUUUAUCAGAUGUGAGUUUUUGAUGGGAAUUGAAACAACUCUUCCAAAAAACCCUUCCCCAUCAUUCAGAGAUAUUAUCAAACUGAAUUUCACGAAAAAUGUGCUCGAAAAUCCAUUAAAUGUUUUAUAUUUAUUAAUAACUUCAAGAUCGCCCUUUUCUGAUUUUCUGAUUGUGAAUACAAAAAUUUCAAAUUAUUUAAAAACGUAAGAAUUCCAAAUAAAAAUGAAUUUCAUGCCCAAAUUAGUGCUGAAAUUAGAAGACCCUUGAAAUCAUUGGAAUUAUUUACCCGGUUCAUUUUUGAUUGGACUUUUUGAAAAUAAAUAUAUUUCAGGAUGCAUCCAUAUGCCCCAUAUGGUUAUCCUCAUCCAUAUUAUCCAUUUGGCGCACCCCCACUAUCAACCCCGAAUCCAGCAGUCAAAGUAACAAUUCGAGAUUGUUCCCCGCCGCCUCCACCACCUCCUCCGCCUCCGCCACCAAUGCAUCACAAUUAUUAUAAAAGAAGUUGGGAAGGAAACAGCCGGAAAACAUCUCCGCCACCACCUCCGCCACCAAAAAAGAAACCAUUAGUCGAUGAUGAGUCUGUUAUGGAAUUGUUGAAUAAUGCACAUAAUACAACUGUUUCGUGUGAUAAUAAGAAAAGUUUGAAUUCGAAAACAGCUUAUAAGAAAGUUGAACAGGUUUGUUUUUUUUUUGGGUUUUCAUAUUCAUCAAGAUUAGUUUUUUUUUCAGAAGCCAAUUGCAAAACCUGAAAAACGACCGCAGGUGAUUGAGAAAAAGAAAAAAGAGAAACCUUCAUCGCCACCUUCAAUUAUUUCACCACCUCCGAUUCCACCAGCACCAAUACAAAAAGAAAAAGAAACACCAAAAGUAUUAGAAGAAGAUGAUUACUGUAGAAGACGAAGUAGUGUAUUAACACCAGUUGCAGAUGAUGAUAUUGUUGAAUUAUUGACACCGUCACCUAAGUGAGUUUUUUCUGAUAAUUGGCUAGAGAUGUUUUUAUUAAAAAUUCGAUUUUAGAGCUGAUUCGGAUAUCGAAAUAAUUUCAACAACAAUGAAUGGUCGAAUUGUUGAAACAAAAGAUGAUCUUUUGGAAGCAAUUGCUGUACAAUUAAAGAAAAGACAAGCUGAAAUUACGAAAAAAGAAAAAGUGAAAGAAGAAUUGAAAGAAGAAUUAGUUGAUUAUGAAGUUAACAAUUAUAAUCAUCGAACAUCUGAUUCUACUAUCAAUUUUGAAGAAAAAACAAAUAAUUUGGAGAAAACAACUGAAGCUGUUACUGUGGUAACACCAAGUGCAAGUGAAGCUGAAAAUAAUGAAAAUACAUCGAAGAGUAGUGAAGUUGAAACACCGGGAAAGAAAUUGAAAGCAGUGAAAACAGUGAAGAAAGUUCAAGAAGCCAAGAAAGAGUUAGUUUUUUUCUUCAAUUAAAAAAAAAAUAAAAAAAUAUGAAUUUCAGAGAGCCAAAAGAAGAGAAACCAUCAAAACCAGAAUAUUCGCCACGAAAAACAUUUGAAACUGAGACGUUGAAAAAUGAAACUUUGAAUUUUGUGAAAAGAGAAGAAAAAAUAUCGGGAUCUCCAUCGAAACUUCCGAAAAUCUCAUCGCGAUUUCGAAAAUUUGUUCGUGUCGAAACUCAUCCAAAUGGCGGUGCUUCGAUGUUAUGUUCAGAUUGGAGUCGAGUUACAAAAGAACUUGAACCAGAAGAUGUGUUAGUUAUUUUUUUUAAUUGAUUGUUGAAAAAUCUACAAAAAUUUUGUUUUUUAUUUAAUUUCAACCACUUUUCCUUUGAAUUAAAAACUGUCAUUUCAAAAAAUUUAUAUUUUUAAAUUAAAAUUUACCAUGAAAAAAAUCUUUUUUUUAUUUCAGUGAGAAGUUUGCUCGUCAAUUUAUCCGCCUUGGUCUUGCUGAAUCAAACGGUGUUCCUGUUUUCGUAAUUGGUGUUCUUGAAAAUGCGGCGUCUUAUCUUUGUGUAAGUUUUGCUCUUUUUUUCUGAAAAUCAUAUUUUUAUUUUUUCCAGGAUGUUUUCGAAUAUUUGAAAGACAAUUUUGAAAAUUUACCAGUAAAAGUUGGAUCGCUGACCAAUAAACAAAUUGUUGAAACAAUGCCAUUGAAAUCGUAUUAUGAACAAGUUAUGGAAACUUGUCAUCAUGGAACUUUCAGGUUGGUUGAUUUUUCUUUCUCAAAAUCAUUGCUCAUAUUAUAGAUAUGGUCCAAUGCAUUCUUUAUCAAUGGUUGGCGCAAAACAAGAAGAAUGUGGUCAACAUUUUUCUGAUCUUCUUUCAAAACUCGAACAAUCUCCAAUUUUACGUCCACUUAUGCCUUGGGGAGAAUGGUCUUGUUUACAAGAAUUGAAAGAAGAUGUGACUGAUUCAGAUGAUGGUCCAAUUUAUUGGGUUCGACCUGGUGAACAACUUAUUCGAACUGAUGAAUUGAAAGAUGAACGAAAAAAGAGUGGAAAUAUUGGUGGAACAAGUUCAAAAGCCCAUUCGAUUUCUAUUAGAAAUUCUGAACGUCGAGAAUUAUUAUUCGAAGAUCGAACACCGUGUCAUGCAGAUCAUGUUGGAGAUGGAUUAGAAAGAAAAACAACGGCGGCGGUUGGAAUUCUUCAAGCAAUUCGAUCGCCAAAUGAAAAAGUGAAAUCGAAAGAAAGAAGAGCUGUUAAAGAUGUUAUUACUUUUCAUGCCGCUGAUUUUCAUCGAAUUGUUGAUCGAUUGCAAUUGGAUUUGUAUGAACCACCAAUGUCACAGGUAGGCUUUUGUUUAUUUUUUCAACAAAAAAAAAAACACUUUGUUUAAAAAAUAAUGUUAUAAACAUUUUAUAAACUUGAAACCUGAGAUGAAAGUGAAAAAAAAAACAAAAUUUCAAAAAAUUAGAAAUGGGCGGAUUUGUGAAAUCUGAAGAUUUUUGAAAAAUAUUUUCGCAUUUCAAUUUUCUGUAAAUCAAACGUGGUAAUAAUUAUAAAUAAGAAUUUAUAACUAACUUCAGAGCUCAUCAUAUUUUUAAACAAAUUUUUCAACUUCUCGAAAUUUUACUGAUGACAAAGCUACCAUUUGUGAUAGUUUUGAGCUCGAAAAAUUUGAAUAAAUCACAAAAAUUUUCCAUUUUUGCAGUGUGUUCAAUGGGUUGAAGAAGCCAAACUAAAUCAAUUACGACGAGACGGAAUCCGUUAUUCAAAAUUCCAACUCCACGAAAAUGACAUCUAUUUCCUCCCUCGAAAUAUCAUUCACCAAUUUCGAACAAUUUCCGCAUGUUCCUCAAUUGCUUGGCAUGUUCGACUUCAACAAUAUUAUUUGGAUGAACAAGCUGAAGAUUCUCAGGAUAAUGAUUAA